AUGACCACUGGACCGUUACUUAUUCAUCAAGUUACUUCUGGAGUAUCUGUUGAUAGUAUCUAUUAUCGUGAUGAAUGUGUAAAACCAUUGAUCAAAAAGUUAUUGAAGAAAAGACCAUCAUCGGGAACAAACGAUAUCAAGUUCCAUCAUGACAGUCCAAAAGAUAUUGUUGUCAAUUAUCUUCACAAAGAAAAAAUCAAAAUUAUGGCUUAUCCACCAUACUCAUUCGAUCUUGCUCCUUGUUUGGAGGUAGUUAACCUAAUCUCAUAUCAAUAGUUGUCAUCUUUCAAUAUACAUAUUCUUAUCGUCACUCAAUGGUUAUUUUUCCUUUCUGUUCUUCUCAUAUAUGUAUUCACUCUUCUGCUUUUUAUGAUAUAUAUUUUCUCUUUCUGUUCACUCUUUCCCAUGGGUAUUUUUCCUUCCUAUUCUUCUCUCUCUCUCACUCUCUCGCUCUCUUGUACAAUAGCUGUUUUUUCCAGUUUCCCAAAGGGAUCUUCCUGUAGCUAAAAUAUACUAUAUAUAGAUGUUAAUUUACUGAAAUAAAGUAUGUGUAACAGUUACAUUCUUCUUUGGCUA
Messenger RNA from Didymodactylos carnosus, 576 nucleotides. Lineage: Eukaryota; Metazoa; Rotifera; Eurotatoria; Philodinida; Philodinidae. The record is from the annotation of a GenBank genome assembly.